CGGAGUAUAUAUUCCGUCGCUUACGGAGAUUCAAGCCGACCAAAAGGGUGUUCCGUCGCUUGCAGAAUCCGGAGUCGCUAACUCCAAUCGAAGCUUCGACUCCCUUCGCGAAGUUGCUAGCUUCCACGUGGGGAAUUCGGCUCAGGAAACUGAACCGGUGUACAGUGUAUAUAGUUGUAAAUAGUGUAAAUAAAUUGUGAAAGUUAAAGGAAGCAAAGCUUUAUUCAAAAAAUCAAGCGUAACUGAAAUCCAAGUUUCCUGCCCCGAGGUCCUUGUACGCGCAUGAACAAUAUAGUUUGUAAUAUAAAAUAAAUUUAAUAGUAAUUGCAGACAAAAGAUUGAUAUAAGCAUCUAUAGAACAUAUAGCACGAUGACACGACAAAUUUUUAUUGGUCCAUUGAUUCAUACAAAUGAAAAUGAAGAAUUGAUUAUUAAGGAGCGCGUUGCUGUAUAUAUUGACGGUGGCAAGAUUAUUAACGUUAAGGAGACUCUACCAACAAAUCAUGACAAGAUAAUUGAUUUUGUCGCAAACUUUUGUGCAAAAAAAGAUAUAAAUAUUUUAUCACCUGGACAGUUUAUGACGCCCGGAUUUAUCGAUUGCCAUACUCAUGCAAACCAGUUUCCGAAUCUUGGACUUGGUUAUAACAAACCUCUGUUAGGCUGGCUGGAGACCUAUACCUAUCCGCUGGAGAAAAAGUUUAUUGAUACAAAAUAUGCAGAGACAGUGUUUGAGGCAGUUGUGAAACGGACUAUCGAAAUGGGCACAACAACGGCGUGCUACUUUGCAUCUUUAUAUACCAAGGCGUCUGUAAUCCUCGCGAAAAAAACUGUGGAGCUGGGUCAACGAGCUUUCAUCGGGAAAGUGAACAUGAGCACUCCGCGUGACGAUGAAUAUUACGAAAGCGUCCAGGAGUCAAUUAAGAACACUCAGGCUUUCAUAGAGUCUAUUGAGCAAAUAAAGAAUCCACUUGUGAAGCCGAUCGUCACGCCUAGAUUCGCGUUGAGCUGCGACAUGGAAUUAAUGAAAAAGCUGGCAGAGAUCGCCAAGGACAAAGACUUGCAUAUACAGACUCAUAUCUCUGAAAAUGAGGACGAGGUAGAAAAAGUGAAACAAACUUUUUCAAAUACGUAUGCGGCUGUGUAUAAUUCUGCUGGUCUUCUUACUAGAAAGACAAUUUUAGCGCACGGAAUCUAUCUCGAUGACAGCGAACUUGCUCUUCUCAAAAAAAAAGGAACAGCUGUAAUUCACUGUCCCUCUUCAAAUACAAAUCUGAAAAGCGGCCUUUGCGACGUGCAGAAAUUAAAGACUGAGGGUAUCACGGUCGGACUUGGAACAGAUGUUUCUGGUGGAGCCAGUUACAGUAUGUUGAACGAGAUGAGAUCGGCUUUACAAGUAUCAAAUUCUAUAUUUUUUAUGAAAAAAAAAGAAAAAGAAAAAUAUACGCCGCUUAAUUACAAACAAGUCUUCUAUAUGGCAACAUUGGGAGGUGCCGAAGCACUCUCAAUUGACAACGAAGUCGGUAAUUUGACGAAAGGCAAACAAUUCGAUGCUCUCAUAAUUGAAAUGGAUGCAAAAGACAACUUGUUGAAUAAUUUGAAAAUAUUUGACAAGCUUAAGGAGGACUUUCAGAGAUUUAUAUACACCGGUGAUGAUCGUAAUAUAGUAUCAGUAUAUGUAAAUGGUAAUAAAGUUAAAUAAGAAGCUUUCCUACCGUUUACAUAUAAAAUAUUUUUAAAUAUUUUUACAAUGUUUUAUAAUUUGUCAAGUAAAAAAUUUUUAUCUUCGUACAGUGUUGUCUGUAUAAUUUCAUAUGCUAUAACAAAUUAAUAAAUUGUGCAAUGUAUAAGUCGGUUGAAUAAAGUUUUAACUUUUCUUUCAGAAACAUCA
This is a messenger RNA of Wasmannia auropunctata (little fire ant), 1888 nucleotides long. RefSeq names its product guanine deaminase-like. The transcript has 9 exons. Bases 371 to 1699 code for a protein of 442 amino acids. Gene Ontology annotation, cellular component: cytosol. The record is from RefSeq and is a predicted model, not a curated record. NCBI's taxonomy places the organism in Eukaryota, Metazoa, Arthropoda, Insecta, Hymenoptera, Formicidae. Gene Ontology annotation, biological process: guanine catabolic process. Gene Ontology annotation, molecular function: guanine deaminase activity; zinc ion binding.